CUCUUCGUGCAACACUCAUGUCGGAUGUAUUAUCUGUUGAUUAGUAGGGUCUAGUCUGCUUUUCCCCGCAAGCGGAAGUUAGAAGGCAGGGGUAAGUUGGCAUCAUGGUUGUUACCAGGAGGGGAGUAUGUGCAGAGUCGUCGAACGUGAAUAAAGUAUCCGAAAAUCGGAUUAAGACGGCUGCCUCCAGAAGUAAUACUCCGGCUAGGCAAAGAACAACCAGUAGCAGACAGACCAAAGGAGAGGUAUUAUCGGAAGCCAUCAGCGGUUCUGAGCAUGAGGGAGCAGAAGGAAGGGACUCUCAGUCCUCGGAGGUGCAGAGCUCUGCUGUCAAAAGGAUGACCAGAAGCAGACAGGCCAGAAGUGCAUCUCAACCGGAGUCGAUGAAUGAUGCUGAUGUUUCUGAGGCUGAGUCGUGCUGCUCCAUAGUAUUGGGAGUGCAGUCGCUUCAUGAUCAACAAUUAACACGCAGCCGUAGAAGUAGGGCCCCCUCCCAUACUGAAGUAGUGGGCAAGUCACAAGGUGAGGAAGCUGACAUCUCUGAAGCAGAGUCAUGCUCCUCUUCUGUUUCUGCAGUCCAAGCCACUGAUAACCCAAGAGCAACCAGGAGUUUGAGGAGCAGAGCAGUGUCAAAAGCAAAGCCUGGUGCCAAGUCUCAGAACGAGGAUACUGAGUUUUCGGAAGCAGAAUCCUGCUCCACUGUCACUUCAGAUGUCCAGGCCUCACAAAACCAAAGAACAGCCAGAAGUAGGAGAAGCGAAGCCCUAUCUCUAAAUGCCGAAAAGUCCCCAAAUGAGGACACUGAAGUUUCUGAGACAGAGUCUUGGUGCUCUGGUCUUCAAGCGUCUGUUGUACGUCGCACAACAAGAAGCAGGCAAGCGAAAGGCCAGCCUGCCUCCGAGUCCCUCAAGAAAGGAGUAACAGAGGUUGAGAAAUGCUCCCUGCCAUCACCUUCUAAAGACCCUGAAGUUGCAGUUUGCAGAGAACAGUCCACCAGUAGUCCAAAGUCAACAAGACGUACAAGCAGGAGGAAUAUAUCCCAGUCGCAGCAAGAGGAAGUUAUAUUGUGCUCCGAAUCGGAGUCUGUUGUUUCUAGUGUUGCUGGCAGCCCAACAAGAGGGAGCUGCAGGGUAGAAUCCAGGUCGGAGGUGGUAUCCGAAACUCCAAGCAGCAGUCACACAGGAUCACGGCGCAAUCGCCGGGUUGUGUCGCAGCCAGAAACCACUGUAGAAGCUCCUAGUGGCCAUGAAGAAAUGGAGCUGGAGCUCCCUGUUGCUGCUUCUCCCAGGAAAGAAGAAACAAAACCCAGCGAAGAACGUGAAGAGGACAUCCAAAAAACUGCUGAUUCAGAAGGUCCUGGUCUUCGCAACUCUGUAACGGUCAGCAAAAACGAGGAGCAGGUUAUUUCUGAGCUUGAAACCACAGCGUCUCAUGAGAAAGUAGAGGUCAAUGAUGAAACAAUCGUGAUUGAACUAGAUUGUGAGAGCAUAAAUAUUGAAUUGGCGGAUGGCAAGAGCAAGCAGGGCAAAGAGAGUGUUUCAGGAUACAAGGAUGCUGACACUGACAGUGAAGAUGAGAACCAGAAUCAACGGUGUAGAAAUCUGCUGAACUUGGAUACAAUCAAAGCUUCACCUAAACAACCCCAAGUCAUUAAUUUGCUGUUCAGCAGCGAUGAGGGCAGUGAUGGUUCAGACAGGGAUGACAGUGAGGAGGAGAUGGAUGAUAAUGAUGUGAUCUGCAUCCAAGAUGGAGAACCAGGACCAUCCAAACCCAGGCCUUCUGAAAAACAUUCAACUCAAGAGGACGGGCUGUUUGUAAUAGACACGCAACCUGGGUUUGAGCCAAGUAGAAAGUAUUAUCUAGAAAGUGGAACGAAAGACAGUGAGGAGGAGGAGGAAUCUGAAAGUGAUAAGGAAGGGGACCAAAGUAAAGAAUCCGAAGAGGAAUUUAUUGAUGAAGAGGAAGACGACGAGGAGGCUGAAGUUCUGUAUAAAAGAAGAAAACCAGCAUUGAUGGAACUUUCUUGCAGCAUAGACCCAGGUUUAAAUCUGAAAGACAUUGGGGGUCUGUACAUCAGCUUUGAUGCAAAGAAGCACAAAAGUGCCCCAAGUGCUCUUAACAAGCUGAAGGAACAAAAGAAUAAAGAUGUGCUGUUGGAGAAGAGUGUGAUAACUCCAGAUUUUGAGAAGAAGGAAUCAGUCCCACCUUACAAGGAGUCUCUCCAGCGACUCAAAAUGAAGCGCAGAGAAGAACGUGCCAAGACAACCGGUGAUGGCUGGUAUAACAUGAAGGCUCCUGAAAUGACAACUGAAUUGAAAAACGAUCUGAAAGCCCUGAAGAUGAGGUCAGCUAUGGAUCCAAAGCGUUUUUACAAGAAGAACGACAGAGAAGGCUUUCCUAAGUAUUUACAGGUUGGUACUGUUGUGGACAGUCCCGUCGAUUUCUAUCAUGCCCGGAUUCCCAAGAAACAGAGGAAGAGGACAAUAGUGGAGGAACUGAUGGCUGAUUGUGACUUCAGAAGUUACAACAAGAAGAAAUACAAGCAGAUCAUGACAGAAAAGGCAGCCCUGGCAGCCGGCAAGAAGAAUCGUAAGAAGAAUAAAUUCAGCAAGAAGAAGAAAUAACUAGAAUUGAACUGAUGACUUUUGUGACUCGGCCACCAUGUUGUUUUCUCGACCAUAAUGAGCCUAGCGAUACAUUUGGCAGGCAAAGGAAAUUACUUAUAUAAAGGAGUCAUUCUUUCUUAUUUUUUUUUUAAGAAAUGAAUCAAGCUAUUUAAGGACAGUGCUAUGCUUUAAAGUAGGUUGUGUUUGUUAUAUACUGUAUCGUUAGAAAUAAAGGCUCACAUAAUACAUAAAGAAUACCUUUUUAAAAUGUCUAUUGUAUUAAAAUAUGUAUUUAAAAUGUAAACCACAUACAUGUUUCAAUAACUAAAUAUACAUCGGCAUUAAAAUGUAGUAUUUAAAACAUUGAGAAACACAAA
Acipenser ruthenus (sterlet) is the source of this 2983-nucleotide messenger RNA. It is a transcript of the gene dnttip2, whose product is annotated as deoxynucleotidyltransferase, terminal, interacting protein 2. The record is from RefSeq and is a predicted model, not a curated record. The transcript is spliced from 7 exons. Gene Ontology annotation, biological process: RNA processing. NCBI's taxonomy places the organism in Eukaryota, Metazoa, Chordata, Actinopteri, Acipenseriformes, Acipenseridae. Gene Ontology annotation, cellular component: nucleolus. Gene Ontology annotation, molecular function: RNA binding. The coding region runs from base 105 to 2624 and encodes 839 amino acids.